ACAGGCGCAUUGUCUUGCCAUGUCGGGAAUUGAGCACGCGUCGACGCAGAGCAUCCGACCUUACAGGUCGUGUGAGGAGUACCUGUACGCGAUGAAGGAGGACCUGGCCGAGUGGCUGAACGACCUGUACGGCGUGGACGUGACGGUGAGUAACAUGGUGCAGGCGCUGGAGACGGGCGCGCUCCUCUGCACUCACGCCAACAACAUGACGCGCGCCGCCGCCGACUUUCAGCUCAAACACAGCCGCGCGCGCGCGCACCUGCCCGCAUCCGGGGUGACUUUCACGAGCUCGGCUCAACCCGCAACCUUCCUGGCCCGGGAUAACGUGUCCAACUUCAUCCACUGGUGUCGGAAUGAGAUGCACAUCAAAGACGUUCUGAUGUUUGAGACAGACGACCUUGUCCUGCGAAAGAAUGAGAAAAACGUGGUGCUCUGCCUACUCGAGGUGGCUCGACGGGCCUCUCGCUUCGGCAUGGUCGCGCCUGUCCUUAUUCAGCUGGAGGAGGAGAUUGAAGAGGAGAUUCGCGAGGAGACAGUGGAGCCUGCGGUCCAGAGACGCUUGAUAAACACUGAGAACCUGGAUGAGAUGGUUCAAUAUCUGAUAAGUCGCUGCACUUGUCCCAGUCAGUUCCCCAUGGUGAAGAUCUCAGAGGGCAAAUACAGAGUCGGAGACUCUAACACCAUCAUAUUUGUGCGAAUCUUAAGGAAUCAUGUGAUGGUGAGAGUGGGUGGAGGAUGGGACACCCUGGAGCACUAUCUGGACAAACAUGACCCCUGCCGCUGCACAUCUCUCUCCCAUAAACUGGCGCAACGCCCUGCUACUCCAGUCCACGAGAUCAAAGCCAGGCAAUGCGGGCCUGAUGGCCAGGCUACGUCUCAAAUCUCUUUGGUGCUGAGCCGAGCCCAGUCCCCCAUCGACCCUGUAAUCUGGACCCCUUCUUCUCCCACUAGAAUCCAGAGAUCAGAGCCGGGGCUCAGGAAUUGCCCAUCUCCUACUAAACUAAGGGUCCCUUGCCGACAGACCUACUCUGAUACGAAGGAAGUUCUGAAGUCCACUAGCAGAACAGGCAGAGAAGCCAGUAGGGUGUCUCCAUCUGCACGUGUAACCAGCAGUCUUCCACGGCCAACUCGCCCGCCCACCCCACCACAACCAGAAACUCAGCGUCCCAGUACACCCUUGGUCUUGCAGAAGGUCUACAGCCAGACCUUUCCUCCACCCCAGGAAGGGCCAGAUAACAGGCUUGGGCACAAUUGGACUAAAUCGCAGAUUGUAUCAAAGCUGAGACAAAAUGCCACAACUGGGCCAAAGAACAACCAGGAUUUUCAAAGCGUUCCAGAGAAGCCAGGGGUUUCAGUGUCAUCUCGGCCUUUCCAGUGUGUUACACCAGUUCAAGGUCUUGCAAGCAACAACAACAGCCAGCAAGACUCUCAAGACAAUGGGAAUUCCAGAAAAAGACCCGGGUUCAUUCGGACAUUUUCUCCUACAAAAGGGCUAAUGGGUGUCAUAUCAGGGGAUGGACAUAAUAGGCUCCUUGUGUCGAAUGGAAAAGGCCAGUCAUCAGGCAAUUUAUCCCAACCUACCAGACUUCAAGGAAAUGAGAAUAACCGACAAAGAUCUUCUUCACAUGGUGACAGAAAGCACCACUUGGAUAUUCCAAAGCACACUGUACUAAAUUCUGUCAUCAACAUAAGCAAAUCAGACUUCAACAGCACUAUGGGAGAGCCAUCUCACCCUGUUUCUGUUGUGAAUGCAGAAAGAAGCUAUCUCUUCACUCCUCCUCCAAUCAGUCCUGCUCAGGAGGCCAUCCUGUACCAGAGCCUUGAGGAGGAGAUCCUGUUUAAUCUACAGCAGCUUGGCAUGGACUCUGAUGGUGGUGACUCAGAGAGUGAGCAGGACAGUAGUCAGCCUGACACCCCAAUUAAAUCUCCAGAGAUCUCACACGAGAUGAGGAAACCUUCUAUCCACAACACAUCCCCUGGUGCAUCCUAUUCAUCCUCUAGACAAAAUACUGCAAGGGAUGCUAGUUUUGAAGCUGUCCUUGGUGAGCUUUCAAACGGGAGGAGAUCACUUGAGAAAGUAUCUGUUGAAAGUUGGGUGAACAAUUUCUCCAGAGAUCACAGAGGCAAGAAGCACGAAAGUCAGACUAACACAGAUACAAGACACCUGAAUGUUUUCAAACCCUCUAUGGCCAGUUCCUGGUCUUCCCUAGGCUCGAGUAUGGAUUCAAAAGAUUCUGUUGAACCAUCCAAGAAUGCUGAAGCCAACAACUCUGGGACUGGCAAUAAGGAGAAGCCAUGGGCCCCUUCCUCAUAUCAGAAGAGGUCCUUGAAAAAGCCAGAAAGAGUGCCUUCUAUCUAUAAGUUGAAAUUGAGACCUUGUGUCCGCCCCAGACGGGACCACAGACCUGAUAAGACACCUACAAAGAUUCCCAAACCAAUUUGCUAUAGAAGAAGUCCAAGUCCAGGAGACACCACUCAGAACAAUAUGUCAGUGCAAAGCAUUGUUAUAUCUGAUACUCAGAAAGGACUCAAUGUUUCUCGUAGAGCUUCCACCAAAAGACGCUUGAGGAAAACCUCUCAAACUACAUCCAAAUUCAGUGCCACAAAGUGCAGAGGAGGAGACCAGGAGAUGAUGGCUAAUCAGGAGCUUGAAUUCUGGGUUUAAUGUUUUUUUUUUUUUUUUUUUUUUUUAAACUUAUAUUUUUGCUCUCAGUUAUAAUUUGUGCCAUGUUUUGUAUCUCAGACAUUAGUAGGCGUAAAUGCAUUUAGUUAUGGGCUAAGUAACCAGUUCAGUAACCACUUCAUCUUUGUCAGGGUCACAGUGGAUCUAGAGCCUACCCUCUACAUGGGAUGCCAGAACUUGAACUUGAUUGAACUCAAGACUCUAGAGCUGUGAGGCAACAAUACUGAUAGAUUGUUAGACUGAUAGCCCUGAUGGAGUUAUAUUUUUACAUUUGCUUAAUCGACUGAUGCUUUUAUCCAAAAUGACUUACAGCUGAAACAGAAUACAGUUUAGCAGUUUGAGAGUUAAGGGCUUUGCUCAAGGACCCAAACAUGGCAGCUUGGCUAUGCAGGAAUUUGAACACACAACCUUCCAAUCAGUAGCCCAAAGCCUUAACCACUGAUCAACCACUUGCCAAGGGGGAAAUUCAGCGUGGCCAAAUCAUGACGAAAGAGAAUUUUUUUUUUUUUUUUUUUUUAUGAACUACAAAUUUGCUUAGAAUAGUUUCUGGACUGUGCUUAGAUAUACACAUGCUGACAUGCUUUGACUUUAUCAAAUAAGCACUUUUUUCCAGGCAGCUGGGAGGCUUGCGGAAAUAGAAAAAUACACACUGUAUUAUUGUUCACAGUCAGGUGCUUCACAGCUGAGCCUUGUUCUCUCAAAAUACAUAAGAUGAGAAAGCACCUGCAGACAAUAAUCAAAUGUUAAAUUAGUACAAUCUAUAUUAGUCCCAUCUAAUCACCCAUAAGUGAUGUGUAUAUACAGGCUGCUUUUGUUUAUCCAGAAAUGAUUAAGAAUAGGGAGAUAAAGUGCCUAACAUAUUAUUUGAACACUAAAGCAUUCCCACUGAGGUUAUUCUUAGCUGUGUUUUCCCUAUAACAGUUUUGCAAGUCACCUUGCUGCCUUGUUUUUGCCAGUGCAGCCUUUAUAAAUAAACCCUAGUGUAAGUCUGGCGCUAUUUAUAGCCUCCUUGAAACUGCAGUCUAUCACACCAGAGCAGCUGCACCCGGUGCAUCUCUUCUUCCCUCUCUCCUCUCUCAUUCUCUCUCCUCCUUGGAGAGGACCACUUCAGACCUCUCAUGAUUAUCUGUAGGCAUAGAAAUUGGUCUGAUGUGGCUAGAGAAAGCAGGUCAAUAUCAUUCAGCGUUUUUUUUUUUUUUUUUUUUUUUUCCAGAACUAAUAGUCAGCAUUUAGAGCUAAAUAGAUAAAUACAAAUUAAAAUCCUCCUCCAUGUUAUGUUUUUAAAAUAGAAGCCAUUUUCUAAAAUGGAAAAUGUUUAAUUGUUGUGACCACUGUACUAGAAAUAACUCUUUCUGUGGUUACAUUAUAAAAAAAAAAAAGUGAUCUGAUACCAGCAAGACGAUUUAUUAUCAAUUUUAGUGCAACAAGUACAUCCUGACUUUCAGUUGUUUACGGAGCAAUUGUAUUUGAUUUAUGCAAUAUCAGAUACCUUUAUUUUUAUCAAGACUUGUUUCUUCCCAAGAUUUAACAUACAAUUAUAAUUUAUCAGGGGUGAUUUUCUAGAGAUAUUAAGGAUAAUGCAUGAUAAAUUAUUAGGGAUUGUUGAUUAAAAAUAUUUUAAAAUAGAAGACCAGGUUUACAUUUACAAAAAAGGUACUAAAUUAUACCAUUUCUCUACACCUUCUGUAUCUUUAGUAUGUGUAUAUAUAUAUUUUUUUAUCUAGACAGGUGCACAUAGUGUAGUGUACCGUUAAAUCUUUUACUCUAAAAGGUCAUUUUACAGUCCAAUUAUGUACGUUAAAUCUUUUUAAUGGCACAAUAUUAUCCACAUUUCCCAUUGAAAGAUACAUAUUAAAGCUACAAAAGAUAAGGGCACCUCCCCAGUGACAGGGAAAGAUACACUUUAGUACCUUUUUUUUCUUCGAGCAUGGCCCAUAAAUAUUUAUCUUGACAUUUUACCAUAUAUGAGACAAAAUGUACUUACUGUCAGCAGUGUACAGUGAGUCAGUGCUGUGAAAAUAAAUUCAUAUGCAUAUAAACCUUCUUCACUAUUUAAAAAAAGGUUUCUUUAAAUAAAAUCCAUAUUUUUAUUUUUAUUCAAGUUUCAGUUCCUGGGGCACUGUUUUGAACUAGAUACAGAAUUAAAAUUCAGAAUGUUGUAUAAAAGAUUUUUUUUAGGACAUGAGGACUAUCAAAGGUGACGGGGGCGUAAUAGCAAAUUUUAUGGUAGAACAUUUCUUGGCAAUCUUGUGCUGUCCUUCAGGAUGAAAA
Messenger RNA from Pangasianodon hypophthalmus (striped catfish), 4954 nucleotides. RefSeq names its product GAS2-like protein 2A. Bases 20 to 2665 code for a protein of 881 amino acids. Lineage: Eukaryota; Metazoa; Chordata; Actinopteri; Siluriformes; Pangasiidae. Gene Ontology annotation, cellular component: microtubule plus-end; stress fiber; actin filament. The transcript is spliced from 6 exons. Gene Ontology annotation, biological process: regulation of microtubule polymerization or depolymerization; microtubule bundle formation; protein localization to microtubule plus-end. The record is from RefSeq and is a predicted model, not a curated record. Gene Ontology annotation, molecular function: actin filament binding; microtubule binding; cytoskeletal adaptor activity.